AUGCUGAGCCAGAAGAGCAGGAGGUCCAGCCUUUUCCCCAACUACAAAGUUGGGGUGAGCACGACCGAUAACCAAGACUCAGGAGUGGAUUACAGCUUUCCGUUCGCCAAGGACAGCUGGAUCAAGCAAUGGACUUCCAUGGAGGACGUGACCCGGGACAUUUACGACAUCUACGCUGAGUACGGGGAAGAGGAGAACCAAUCGCCCACCAGGUUCCCCUCCCCUGCCAAGAAUUACAUGCUCAACAUCAAUGUGGGGGGGAAGGUGUACCAGAUAUCCUCCAGGGAGGCAGCAAGGUACCCCAAAACCAGGAUUGGGCGGCUGGCUAUAUACACGGACCACAACAGGAAGCUGGACCUCUGUGAUGAUUACACGGUCCAGAACAACGAGUACUUCUUUGACAGGGACCCAGACAUUUUCCACAACAUCUUCAACUUCUACAGGACAGGCAUGCUCUGGAUUAAAGAUGAACUGUGUCCCCGGAACUUCCUGGAAGAGAUAAACUACUGGGGUGUUCGCAUCAAGAGCACUCAGCGGUGCUGUCGGAUCGCGUUCGAGGAGCGGCACGACGAGCUCAACGACCAGCUGAAGGUCCAGCAGGAGCUGAGGGAGGAGGUGGAAAAGGAGGAGAACGACGAGCUGUUUGACGUCAUGGCCAUGGGUCAGGUCCGCAGGGCCAUCUGGCACCUGAUGGAGAAGCCCUUCUCUUCCGUCAAGGCCAAGCUGAUGGCGGUGGCCUCCAGCUUCUUUGUGCUGGUGUCCCUGGUGACCAUGUCCCUCAACACGGUGGAGGAGAUGCAGAACCACUCGCCCGCAGCCCUGAACGGGAAGACCUACGGCGAGUACACAGAGAGCUUCUGCAUCACCUUCUUCACCAUGGAGUACCUGCUUCGGCUGGUGUCCACGCCCGACCUGAAGCGCUUUGCCCGCGGCAUGCUGAACGUCGUGGACCUGAUGGCCAUCCUGCCGCAGUACCUGCAGGUGGCCCUGGAGUACACGGAGGGCGAGGACCUGGGGAUGCAGGACAGCGACAUCCGGACCGUGGGGCAGGUGGGCAAGGUGGGCCAGGUGCUGCGCAUCAUGCGGCUCAUGCGUAUAUUCCGCAUCCUGAAGCUGGCCCGCCACUCCACGGGCCUGCGCGCCUUCGGCUUCACCCUGCGGCAGUGCUACCAGCAGGUGGGCUGCCUCUUCCUCUUCAUCGCCAUGGGCAUCUUCACCUUCUCCGCCAUGGUCUACACCGUGGAGCGUGACGUGCAUCAGACCAACUUCACCAGCAUUCCCCAUUCCUGGUGGUGGGCAGCUGUCAGUAUAUCCACAGUGGGAUACGGAGAUGUGUUUCCAGAGACACACUUGGGCCGGCUGUUUGCUUUCGCCUGCAUAUCAUUUGGGAUCAUCCUGAAUGGCAUGCCCAUCUCCAUCUUGUACAACAAGUUCUCUGACUACUACGCCAAGCUCAAGGCGAACGAGGACACUUCUCAUUUCAAAAACCGAGGCAAGGUGCGGUUUGUCAGAAGGGCAACAAGGAAAAUUCAAGAGUUGUUCUCCCCAGAGACUGUACCAGUGUUCUACCCCGAGAAUGUUCCAGUGUUCUCCCCAGAGAAUGUACCAGUGUUCUACCCAGAGACUGUACCAGUGUUCUACCUUGAGAAUGUACCAGUGUUCUACCCCGAGAAUGUACCAGUGUUCUACCCCGAGAAUGUACCAGUGUUCUACCCAGAGAAUGUUCCAGUGUUCUACCCCGAGAAUGUACCAGUGUUCUACCCCGAGAAAGUAGCAGUGUUCUCCCCACAAACUGUACCAGUGUUCUUUCCAGAGAUUGUACCAAUGUUCUACCCAGAGAAUGUUCCAGUGUUCUCCCCAGAGAAUGGACCAGUGUUCUCCCCAGAGAACCUGUGUCACCUGUAUAAAGUCAAAACGGAGGUAGGAUGA
Molecule: messenger RNA, 1929 nt
Organism: Conger conger (European conger)
Lineage: Eukaryota; Metazoa; Chordata; Actinopteri; Anguilliformes; Congridae
Product: potassium voltage-gated channel subfamily V member 2-like
Exons: 3
Coding region: 1-1929 (642 amino acids)
Biological process (GO): potassium ion transmembrane transport; protein homooligomerization
Cellular component (GO): membrane; voltage-gated potassium channel complex
Molecular function (GO): voltage-gated potassium channel activity
Source: RefSeq, a predicted model, not a curated record